AGCUCAUUCAGUCAGCUGACGUUGUUUGUGAUGGUUAUUUGGUUGCGGUAAAUUUUCAUAUUGAUUUUGUGUAGUUGUUGUGUGCUUUUUUAGUGUUGUCGCACAUACAUACAUACGUUGUGGUCCAAAAGCAAUAGUGAAUAAAGUAACAAAUUCUAGCUGGAUCGUGUAGGGGACACAAAUAAAUAAUUAAAACUCGCAAAAGAUCGAAAAAUAUCAACAAAUAAAAACAUAAUUAUUUAUUUCCGGUUGUUAAGCAAUCACUUCAAGAGUAUACAUAAGAUACAGUUUCUAGCACUGCGAAUUCUGUUAACUCAGCUGAAAUAUAGAGGAACUUAGAAGACAAAGCGAUGAAGAUGGGUUCACCAGCCGUCAAGCAACACAAGCGGGCAAGCAAAUCGUCCAAUUCCUCACGGGUCAGUAUGACAACCUCCCAGGCGGAGGAGAACUUCGUUGAAUCGAAGCUCUUUAGUUGGAUGAGACUUUUCCGUUUUGCAUCUUUACUUUGCCGUGCUGAAUAAUUCAGUUACACAUGAAGAUUAUGAAUAAUCCAUUUGGUGGUGGCCUCUGUGCCGCAUACAGCUGUGAGAGGAAUAAGAAAGUAGGGAGUACACAAUAAAAAAUACGUAGCCAUAAAGUUGCAAUUAAUUUAUGCUCGGAUACCUAUCCCGAAUAAAUCACACAAUAUAUUCUAUACACACACAAAGGAAAUAGCCACCCUAUCCAUUCUACUUAAAUAUAGAAAAAUUUGUGAAAUUUGUUCAAAACAAAGUAAUGUUGGAGUUGGAGAUAUAUAGGUAUACAUAUGUACCUAUGUAUGUAUGUACUCGUAUGUGUUAUAGUUUAAAAUUGUUAGUUCGCCGUAAGUAAAAUGUUGAUGAAAUUCGUGACACUAGAUUUAUUAAAUAAAUUAGAUACAAAUACAAAUUUACAUAAUUUAUCGAAAAUAAUUACGUCUACUAGCGCUUCUAAUGUACCUUAAUUACGAGUACUGAACAAUUUUUGUUAAAAGUUUCAAUGAUUCAAUUUUUGCGAACUUAUUGAACACAUACUUGCAUUUGAUGUUAGUUCGUAGUAACAAAUUAUGAAACAAUGAAACAAACCAAAAACCUUAGUGAAUUAAAUAAAUUAAAUUAUAUUGUUGUCUCGAAAGACUUUGUUGAAAGAAAUUGUUAUAAAUCCAAUUAAUAAAUGCAAACUUACAAACUCCUCUUCUGAAUGUAUCGAAGUAAGUAUUAAUAAGUGACUAGUCCCUCUGAAGAGGCAAAACCUAAAACCAAAUUAGCACACAGAACCAUAAAUACAUAUGUAUGUUAAAAUAAUGAAAUGCACACUUCGGCCUUUGGCAACAAGAAUAAAUAAAAGUAACUCAAAAGUUAUGUACGUACAUGCAUAAAUUAACCUCAAACGUAAACCACAAUGCAAUAUUAAGGAUCACAAAAGUUGUCAAACAAAAGACAUCCGAAAAAAGUCAAGAAGUCGCAAGAACUAUAGCAAUUGGAAUAAAAUGCCACAAAUUCAAUAUACGAGAUUAUUACCAGUGGACAUAUGUAUGUAUGUAUGUAGAAUUGAGAACUUAAAACAUUAUGUAGCUUUGCAUCGCAUCUCAAGAGAGAUUGAUGGCUAAUGUUUAGCUUUUAAAUGCGGCUUAGUGUAAAUUAAAUAGUCUAUUAAAUUAUUACCUGAAUACUUAAAAACAAGAGCAAUCAAAUAAAUGCAUUCAAACAACUGAGAAAGCUUAA
Messenger RNA from Anastrepha obliqua, 1742 nucleotides. RefSeq lists its product as uncharacterized. NCBI's taxonomy places the organism in Eukaryota, Metazoa, Arthropoda, Insecta, Diptera, Tephritidae. Bases 351 to 521 code for a protein of 56 amino acids. The record is from RefSeq and is a predicted model, not a curated record. The transcript is spliced from 2 exons.